Messenger RNA from Trichosurus vulpecula (common brushtail), 900 nucleotides. Its product is annotated as 3-mercaptopyruvate sulfurtransferase-like. Gene Ontology annotation, molecular function: thiosulfate-cyanide sulfurtransferase activity. The transcript has a single exon. Gene Ontology annotation, biological process: transsulfuration. The record is from RefSeq and is a predicted model, not a curated record. The coding region runs from base 16 to 900 and encodes 294 amino acids. Lineage: Eukaryota; Metazoa; Chordata; Mammalia; Diprotodontia; Phalangeridae. Gene Ontology annotation, cellular component: mitochondrion.
CAAAAGCCAGGUGUCAUGGCUGCAGGAUCCCUCUUCAGAGCUCUGGUGUCAGCCAAGUGGGUGGCUAAGUCCUUGAAGGAAUCCCAGCCCCUGAAGCUGCUGGAUGCCUCCUGGUACCUGUCCAAAUUGAAACGAGACGCUCGGCAGGAGUUUGAAAAAGGUCACAUCCCUGGAGCAGCCUUCUUCGACAUCGACCUCUGCAGUGACCAGACGUCCCCCUAUGACCACAUGCUGCCCAGUGCUACAGAGUUUGCUGAGUAUGUUGGCAAGCUGGGGGUGGGGAACGGCUCCCACGUGGUGGUAUAUGAUGCCAGUGACCAGGGCCUCUACUCCGCCCCCCGAUUGUGGUGGAUGUUUAGGGCCUUUGGGCACGAGACUGUCUCACUGCUGGAUGGAGGGUUAAGGAACUGGAAGUGGGAGGGCUACCCACUGAGCUCUGGCAGGGCCUGCCCAAUUCAAGCAGAGUUCCAGGCCACCCUCAACCCGAUGUUUGUGAAGACCUAUGAAGAUAUCAAGGAGAACAUCGAAUCACGUUGGUUCCAGGUUGUAGAUUCCCGUGUUGAAGGGCGCUUCAGGGGCAUUGAGCCAGAACCCCGGGAAGGCAUCGAACCUGGCCACAUCCCUGGCACCUUGAACAUUCCCUUCAUUGACUUCAUGACUGAGGAGGGCCUGGAGAAGAGCCCUGAUGCCAUCCAAAGACUGUUCCAGGACAACAAGGUGGACCUCUCAAAGCCCCUGGUGGCAACUUGUGGCUCAGGCAUCACUGCCUGCCAUGUAGCCCUGGGUGCGUAUCUCUGUGGCAAGCCUGAUGUGGCCAUCUAUGAUGGAUCCUGGGUGGAGUGGUACAUGCGUGCCCGGCCUGAGGAUGUCAUCUCAGAGGGCAGAGGCAAGACUUUCUGA